CCCGGCGGUGUAACAUAUUCUUCCGACUUCCUUCGAAGCCCCCAUCACUGCUGGAGCGAAGCACGCGAUCCUCCCCGUUCAAAUCACACUGCCAUCUCGCUCCCCGGUCUUCUGCUUUCUCACGCCGGCCAUUUCCCAUCCCUACUCGGGCUUCCUCGUCGGCCCUCGGGGAUCUCGAUGGCGAGAUCCAAUAAGUCGGGGAGGUACGUUUUGGUCCUCUCUUGCGUCGCACUUCUAGGGGUCGCCCUCGUCGCUGAUUUCAUUUGGGCCUACUCCAAUUCCGCUUCUUCUUCCCUCGUUUGGUCCGGAAACCUCGAUCGAUCUCUCGAGAGACUUUCCGGUGCAGGCGAUCUGGUUGCCGAGUCGGUGGUUAAGAAGAAAAAGGACUUAAAAAUAUUAGAAUCAAAAGAAUUGAAUGCAACUUUUGCUGAUUUACCAGCAACAAUGUUAGAAUGGGAAGAGAUGGCAGAGGCACCUGUUCCACGUCUAGAUGGCGCUGCUAUUCAGAUUAAAAAUCUUUUGUUUGUCUUUGCUGGAUAUGGUACAAUCGACUAUGUUCAUUCUCAUGUAGAUAUCUAUAAUUUUACUGAUAACACAUGGGGAGGAAGAUUUGACAUGCCCAAAGAAAUGGCUCAUUCUCAUUUAGGAAUGGUAACAGAUGGCAGAUACAUCUAUAUAGUGACUGGACAAUAUGGUCCUCAAUGUAGAGGCCCUACUGCGAGGAAUUUUGUGCUGGAUACUGAGAAGAAAGAGUGGCAUGAUCUGCCACCCUUGCCAGUACCUAGGUAUGCUCCAGCUACCCAACUCUGGAGAGGCAGACUCCAUGUCAUGGGUGGAAGCAAGGAGGACCGCCAUGAACCUGGAUUAGAACACUGGAGUCUUGCUGUGAAGGACGGGAAGGCCUUGCAGAAAGAAUGGCAGAGUGAAAUCCCUAUGCCUCGUGGUGGACCCCACAGGGCCUGCAUUGUUGCCAAUGAUCAACUUAUUGUCAUUGGUGGUCAAGAGGGUGAUUUUAUGGCUAAACCUGGAUCACCAAUUUUCAAGUGUGUCCGAAGAAGUGAGGUUGUGUACAGUGAUGUCUACAUGCUCGAUAAUGAAAUGAAAUGGAAGGAACUUCCGCCCAUGCCCAAACCAGAUUCUCAUAUAGAGUUUGCAUGGGUUAACGUUAACAAUUCAAUUAUAAUUGUUGGAGGUACAACAGAAAAGCAUCCUAUAACCAAAAAGAUGGUGUUAGUUGGAGAAGUGUUUCGGUUCAAUUUGGAUAAAUUGGAAUGGUCGGUGUUGGGAAGGCUGCCUUUCCGCAUCAAGACCACCUUGGUUGGCUACUGGAAUGGCUGGCUUUAUUUCACAUCUGGCCAGCGAGACAAAGGACCAAAUGAUCCUGCUCCCAAGAAGGUCGUUGGGUGCAUGUGGAGAACUAAAUUGCAUCUAUAACUUCUCGUUGAUCUUAUGGUUAUUUUACAUCCAUCUUUUAAUUCUUGUCUCAAUUAUAUUGUUUUGUACUUGUAUUUGAUUAGAGUCGAGGUCUUUGUUUUCUGUUUCUUUUGGUUGGAGAAGCUAUUAAAAUGCAUGCCAUUCUACUGUGAUCAAUUUCGGCUGUAGCUAUGGUUUCACUAUUUAUUUUAUUGGGUAAUUAAUAUAUUUCUUGUACUCUUUUUUUCACCCUCUUCAA
This is a messenger RNA of Zingiber officinale, 1672 nucleotides long. Its product is annotated as kelch repeat-containing protein At3g27220-like. Bases 178 to 1434 code for a protein of 418 amino acids. The transcript has 7 exons. The record is from RefSeq and is a predicted model, not a curated record. NCBI's taxonomy places the organism in Eukaryota, Viridiplantae, Streptophyta, Magnoliopsida, Zingiberales, Zingiberaceae. Gene Ontology annotation, molecular function: protein binding.